Messenger RNA from Chanos chanos (milkfish), 2399 nucleotides. RefSeq names its product nucleoporin 88 (gene nup88). The transcript has 17 exons. NCBI's taxonomy places the organism in Eukaryota, Metazoa, Chordata, Actinopteri, Gonorynchiformes, Chanidae. Gene Ontology annotation, biological process: ribosomal small subunit export from nucleus; protein import into nucleus; ribosomal large subunit export from nucleus. Gene Ontology annotation, molecular function: structural constituent of nuclear pore. Gene Ontology annotation, cellular component: nuclear pore. Bases 1 to 2166 code for a protein of 721 amino acids. The record is from RefSeq and is a predicted model, not a curated record.
AUGGCGGCGGUUGCUAGCGAUCGAUGGAGGAGUGUGUUACCCGAACAUGAUAUUUUUAUUAAACUGCGUGAGAGGAGUCAUGUGGAUUCCCAAGCGACUAGCAAGAAAACAGCUAAAAACCUUACAUUCUGUUUAAAUGGCGAUCUGUUCAUAUGGGAUGAAGCUGAGAGUGUAUUUUACACCACAAACUUAAGGCAGUUGAACUCUGAGGAUGAUUUGGAUACUGCAAAGUAUCAGACUUUACUGUGUAUCAACCCUCCGCUCUUUGAAGUGUGUCAAGUUCUUCUUAGCCCUACGCAGUACCAUGUGGCUCUGAUUGGUCAGCGAGGUGCCACUAUUCUCGAACUGCCUCAGAGAUGGGGUAAAAAGUCAGAGUUUGAAGGCGGUCGCCCACUGAUCAACUGCAAAACCAUUCCUGUAGCUGAACGCUUCUUCACCAGCUCUGCCUCCAUCACCCUCCGUCAAGCUACCUGGUACCCCAGUGAGACGGAGGAGCCCCAUCUUGUCUUACUCACUUCAGACAACACCAUCAGGUUUUAUGAUCUUAAAGAGCCUCAGACACCUGCCAGAGUGCUUCCUGUGUCCCAGUCAGAAGAGGACAGUAGUGUCCACACACGCGGCCGCUCCUACGCAGCCUCCCUGGGCGAGAUUGCUGUGGCGUUUGAUUUUGGCCCACUGGCAGAUGUCCCCUCCCAGUUCGCGGGUCGGCGGGGGAAGGACGGCGCGCUGGUUUAUCCCUUAUACAUCCUGUAUGAAAACGGAGAGACCUACCUGUGCUACGUCUCUCUCUCACCCAGUCUUGGUAACCUGGGUAAGCCAGUGGGCCCUUUACCCAUGUACCCCGCAGCGGAAGAUAACUACGGUUACGACGCGUGCGCUGUUCUCUGUCUGCCCUGCGUCCCAAACAUCCUGGUGAUCGCUACGGAAACGGGAACGCUGUAUCACUGUGUGGUGCUGGAAGCUGAGGAGGAGGAGGACGGUGGAGCUGUGGAGAGGUGGUCCAGGGGGUCGGAGACAGUGCCAUCGCUCUACGUGUUUGAGUGUGUGGAGUUAGAACUCACUCUCAAAUUAGCCACCGGAGAAGAGGAGGAGCUAGUCGAGUCAGACUUCACCUGUCCAAUCAGAUUACACAGAGACCCUCUUUGCCAGCACAGAUACCACUGCACCCACGAGGCAGGCGUCCACAGCGUGGGUCUCACAUGGUUUAAUAAACUCCACAAGUUUCUGAACUCAGAUGAAGAGGACAAAGACAGCUUGCAGGAGCUGGCAGCGGAACAGCGCUGUAUUGUGGAACAUAUCUUGUGUACUAGGCCUCUCCCCACCAGUUUACCGUCUCCCGUGCAGGGGUUUUGGAUCGUAUCAGACCUGUCCCUGGGCGCCACCAUGAUCUGCGUGACCAGUAGCUGUGAAUGUCUCCUUCUACCCUUGCUGAGUUCUAUUCGUCCUCCGUCCCCUCCCCUGCUGUGUUCUCGCCCUGUGGUUGGCUCAGGGAGCUCCCCCUUGAGCCGAUUGGCCGAGGACUCGUUCGAGCAGCACAUUCGUAACAUCCUGGCGCGCAGCUCGAUGAAUCCCGUCAUACUCAAGGCAGGGGACAAAGACUCGUCCCCCGCUCCCCCGGAGUGUCUCCAGCUGCUGAGUCGUGCCACACAGGUGUUCAGGGAGGAGUACAUCCUGAAACAGGACAUGGCCCGCGAGGAGAUGCAGAGGAGAGUGAAGCUUCUUGCGGGACAAAAGAACAAACAGCUGGAGGAUCUGGCUCUGUGCAGAGAGGAGAGGAAGAGUUUGCGUGAGGCUGCGGAACGAUUGGCCGAGAAAUAUGAAGACGCCAAGUAUCGCCAGGACGCCAUAAUGAACAGAGUGAAGCAGGUGCUGGGUAGUCUGCGCAGUCAGCUCCCAGUGUUGUCCGACAGCGAGAAGGACAUGAGGAAAGAGCUCCAGAACAUCAACGACCAGCUCCGUCACCUAGGCAACGGGAUCAAACAGGUCAAUAUGAAGAUGGAGUACCAGAAGAAACAGAUGGAUAAAGGAGAGGCCCCUGCUCGAGGCAGCAUAGCCCUGAGCGCUCAUCAGAGGAAAUGUGUCCAGGGCGUGCUCAAGGAACAGGGCGAACACAUCGCAGACAUGAUGAAACAAAUUAAAGACAUAAAGAACCACUUCAGUUUCUGAAUGACAGGAACCAGCAUUCCACCAAAUGUUUACCAGAAGACAGAUUGUGUCGUGACAUGUAAUUAGAUCAUUUUGGCUCAGAAAAAGGACUAUUGUUUAGUAUGCUGGGGUUUUUGUUGUUUUUUUUCCCUCCUCCUUCUUAAAUAAUCUUACAUAUGGCAUUUGUAUUCUUUAUCUGCAAAUGAAACCAGUGCCGUUGGGAGAAGACUACAUUUUUACUUUUUAAACUUCUA